Messenger RNA from Penicillium lagena, 654 nucleotides. RefSeq lists its product as uncharacterized. NCBI's taxonomy places the organism in Eukaryota, Fungi, Ascomycota, Eurotiomycetes, Eurotiales, Aspergillaceae. The transcript has a single exon. Bases 1 to 654 code for a protein of 217 amino acids. The record is from RefSeq and is a predicted model, not a curated record.
AUGAUGCUUUUUGACCCCUCGCUGGAUGCACUGUCGAGAUUUCGGGAUCAACGGGACCUGACGCAGUAUUUUCCGGACCAUCCAGAUCUGAGCGUCUCCGUCUCCACGCAGCCUAUUCUGCAUGCGCCCUACCGUUUUUUUGUGCUCAUUGCCGACGCUACAAAGCUUGCUCGCCUGUCUCGCCCUCUGGAAAGAGGCGAACGACAAAAUUGGAGGCACCUGCAGGACGAAUUCAGGCAGUGUGUCCCACUGAUGCGAGCCGAGGACGAGCAGUCCAGCACGCUCUACGCCCUUACUCUGGGAAUCCUACUGCUGAAAAAGAAUCCAGAGAUAUCGCUGCGAGAGAUGAGUCGACGGAUGGGCAUUUACUUGGGACAAGGGCUGGAGGCGAUGGCCCUGGCAGAUGCAGAGCACUAUUUCACCAGUUUCCUAUUAUGGCCGCUGGCUAUACUGGGAUCGAUUGCGGUGUCUUCAAAUGAAUACCAAAUGGUGCAGAAUCUCCUCUCUCUGCUAAUCAAUACCCGACCUGGGGGCCAAGCGACCUGGGUACAGAGACGGCUACAGACAAUUUGGACCACGACGUGUAGUCCUGACAGUGAAAACAGAGAGGAACAAAGGCUUCUUGGUCUACAGUUGUUACUAGAUGGAGACUGA